This is a messenger RNA of Pseudopodoces humilis (Tibetan ground-tit), 6198 nucleotides long. RefSeq names its product regulatory associated protein of MTOR complex 1 (gene RPTOR). Gene Ontology annotation, molecular function: protein binding; protein-macromolecule adaptor activity. The record is from RefSeq and is a predicted model, not a curated record. Gene Ontology annotation, biological process: TORC1 signaling; positive regulation of cell growth; cellular response to starvation. Gene Ontology annotation, cellular component: TORC1 complex; cytoplasm. Lineage: Eukaryota; Metazoa; Chordata; Aves; Passeriformes; Paridae.
CAGGUGAAGGCGCUGCGUGCUCCGGGUCCGUCCUUACCCGCGCACCGGGGAGCGCCGACCCCCGCUGCCCUUGGCCCGUCCUCCCCCUCCGGCCGGAGGGACCCCGGGCCCGCUGGGGGCCGGGCUGGACAUCGCUGCCCAGCUGCUGCCCCGCGCUUCCCCGCACAUGGAGGCUGAGAUGCUGCAGUCGCCUCUCCUGGGGCUCGGGGAGGAGGAUGAGUCCGACCUGACGGACUGGAACUUGCCCCUGGCCUUUAUGAAGAAAAGGCACUGCGAGAAGAUCGAAGGCUCCAAGUCUUUGGCUCAGAGCUGGAGGAUGAAGGACCGGAUGAAGACUGUAAGUGUUGCCUUAGUUUUGUGCCUCAACGUCGGCGUGGACCCCCCAGACGUGGUGAAAACGACUCCCUGUGCCCGCCUGGAGUGCUGGAUUGAUCCUCUGUCCAUGGGGCCUCAGAAAGCUCUGGAGACCAUCGGGGCCAACCUACAGAAGCAGUAUGAGAACUGGCAGCCCAGGGCCAGGUACAAGCAGAGCCUGGACCCCACGGUGGACGAGGUGAAGAAGCUGUGCACGUCCCUGCGCCGCAACGCCAAGGAGGAGCGCGUGCUGUUCCACUACAACGGGCACGGCGUGCCCCGGCCCACGGUCAACGGGGAGAUCUGGGUCUUCAACAAGAACUACACCCAGUACAUCCCCCUGUCCAUCUACGACCUGCAGACCUGGAUGGGGAGCCCUUCCAUCUUCGUCUACGACUGCUCCAACGCCGGCCUGAUUGUCAAGUCCUUCAAGCAAUUUGCACUACAGAGAGAGCAGGAGCUGGAGGUGGCUGCCAUCAACCCCAACCACCCCCUUGCCCAGAUGCCUCUGCCCCCUUCCAUGAAGAACUGCAUCCAGCUGGCAGCGUGUGAGGCCAACGAGCUGCUGCCCAUGAUCCCAGACCUGCCUGCCGACCUGUUCACCUCCUGCCUCACCACCCCCAUCAAGAUCGCGCUGCGCUGGUUCUGCAUGCAGAAGAGUGUCAGGCUGGUGCCAGGAGUCACGCUGGAUUUAAUAGAGAAGAUUCCUGGGAGGCUGAAUGACAGGAGAACUCCCCUGGGAGAGCUGAACUGGAUCUUCACAGCCAUCACAGACACCAUUGCCUGGAACGUCCUGCCCAGAGAUCUUUUCCAGAAGCUUUUCCGCCAGGACCUGCUGGUGGCCAGUUUGUUCCGAAACUUCCUGCUGGCAGAGAGGAUCAUGAGGUCCUACAACUGCACCCCCGUGAGCAGCCCCCGGCUGCCCCCCACCUACAUGCACGCCAUGUGGCAAGCCUGGGACCUUGCUGUUGAUAUUUGCCUUUCCCAGCUGCCCACCAUUAUCGAGGAAGGAACUGCCUUCAGGCACAGCCCCUUCUUCGCCGAGCAGCUCACGGCCUUCCAGGUGUGGCUGACCAUGGGCGUGGAGAACCGCAACCCCCCGGAGCAGCUGCCCAUCGUCCUGCAGGUGCUGCUGAGCCAGGUGCACCGGCUGCGAGCUCUGGAUCUGCUGGGGAGGUUCCUGGACCUGGGGCCCUGGGCUGUCAGCCUGGCCCUCUCUGUUGGCAUUUUCCCCUAUGUGCUGAAGCUCCUCCAGAGCUCAGCCCGUGAGCUGAGACCUCUCCUUGUGUUCAUCUGGGCCAAGAUCCUGGCAGUGGACAGUUCGUGCCAGGCUGACCUGGUGAAGGACAAUGGACACAAGUAUUUCCUCUCAGUCCUGGCAGAUCCUUACAUGCCAGCUGAGCACAGGACCAUGACAGCCUUCAUCCUGGCUGUGAUUGUCAACAACUACAACACUGGCCAGGAAGCCUGCCUGCAAGGGAACCUGAUAGCGAUCUGCCUGGAGCAGCUGAACGAUCCCCACCCGCUCCUCAGGCAGUGGGUGGCCAUUUGUCUGGGGAGGAUCUGGCAGAACUUCGACUCAGCCAGGUGGUGUGGAGUGAGAGACAGUGCCCAUGAGAAGCUCUACAGCCUCCUCUCAGAUCCAAUCCCAGAGGUUCGCUGUGCCGCUGUCUUUGCUCUGGGGACCUUUGUGGGCAACUCUGCGGAGCGCACGGACCACUCGACCACCAUCGACCACAACGUGGCCAUGAUGCUGGCCCAGCUCAUCAACGACGGCAGCCCCAUGGUCCGCAAGGAGCUGGUGGUGGCCCUGAGUCACCUGGUGGUUCAGUACGAGAGCAAUUUCUGCACCGUGGCCUUGCAGUUCAUAGAGGAGGAGAAGAAUUAUCCUCUCCCUUCUCCUGCUGCUCCAGAGGGCGGGAGCCUGACCCCGGUGCGGGACGGGCCCUGCACGCCGCGCCUGCGCUCCGUCAGCUCCUACGGCAACAUCCGCGCCGUCACCACGGCCAGGAACCUCAACAAGUCCCUGCAGAACCUCAGCCUCAACGAGGAGUCUGGAAGCUCGGUGGCGUUCUCCCCUGGGAAUCUGAGCACGAGCAGCAGUGCCAGCAGCACGCUGGGCAGCCCCGAGAACGAGGAGUACAUCCUGUCCUUCGAGACCAUCGACAAGAUGAGACGAGUCAGCUCCUACUCCUCCCUCAACUCCCUCAUAGGUGUGAGUUUCAACAGUGUUUAUACCCAGAUUUGGAGGGUGCUCCUUCACCUGGCUGCUGACCCCUAUCCCGACGUGUCCGACCUGGCCAUGAAGGUUCUCAACAGCAUUGCCUACAAGGCCACGGUGAACGCUCGCCCCCAGCGCAUCCUGGACACCUCCUCGCUGACCCAGUCGGCCCCUGCCAGCCCCACCAACAAGGGGAUGCACAUCCACCAAGUGGGAGGGUCACCCCCAACCACGAGCACCAGCAGCUCCAGCCUGACCAACGAGGUGCCCAAGCAGCCGGUGAGCCGGGACCUGGCGUCCGUGCGCCCCAACGUCACCAACGUGGGUGUCCAGUACACCCCCCACUCCCACCAGUUCCCCAGGACAAGGAAAAUGUUUGACAAAGGCCCAGAACAGACAGCCGAUGAUGCUGACGAUGCCGUGGGACACAAGAGCUUCAUCUCGGCCGCGGUGCAGACGGGGUUCUGCGACUGGAGCGCCAAGUACUUCGCCCAGCCCGUCAUGAAGAUCCCCGAGGAGCACGACCUGGAGAGCCAGAUCCGCAAGGAGCGGGAGUGGCGCUUCCUGCGCAACGCCCGCGUCAGGAAACAGGCGCAGAAGAUCAUCCAGAAGGGCAUCUCCCGGCUGGACGAUCAGAUCUUCCUCAACAGGAACCCGGGCGUGCCCUCCGUGGUGAAAUUCCAUCCCUUCACGCCCUGCAUCGCCGUGGCUGACAAGGACAGCAUCUGCUUUUGGGACUGGGAGAAAGGGGAAAAGCUGGACUAUUUCCACAACGGGAACCCUCGGUACACGCGGAUCACGGCCAUGGAGUACCUGAACGGCCAGGACUGCUCCCUGCUGCUCACUGCCACAGACGAUGGUGCCAUCAGAGUGUGGAAGAACUUUGCAGACCUGGAGAAGAACCCGGAGAUGGUGACAGCCUGGCAGGGGCUGUCAGACAUGCUGCCAACCACACGAGGUCUGGCCCGAAGGGUGUCCAUCUACCUGGACAGAAGCAAGCAGGGAGGAGCAGGGAUGGUGGUGGACUGGGAACAAGAAACCGGGCUCCUGAUGACCUCAGGAGACGUGAGGAUCAUCCGGAUCUGGGACACGGAUCGGGAAAUGAAAGUCCAGGACAUUCCCACUGGAGCUGACAGCUGUGUCACCAGCCUGUCCUGUGACUCCCACCGCUCGCUGAUCGUGGCGGGGCUGGGGGACGGCUCCAUCCGCGUGUUCGACAGGAGGAUGGCGCUCAGUGAAUGCCGAGUCAUGACCUACCGCGAGCACACGGCCUGGGUGGUGAAGGCCUACCUGCAGAAGCACCCCGAGGGCAACAUCAUGAGCGUCAGCGUCAAUGGUGACGUGAGGUUCUUCGACCCCCGCAUGCCCGAGUCCAUGAAGGUGCUGCAGAUCGUCAAGGGGCUCACGGCCCUCGACAUCCACCCCCAGGCCAACCUCUUUGCAUGUGGCUCCAUGAACCAGUUCACCGCCAUCUACAACGGCAACGGGGAGCUGAUCAACAACAUCAAAUACUACGAUGGCUUCAUGGGACAAAGAGUGGGAGCCAUCAGCUGCCUGGCCUUCCACCCUCACUGGCCCCACCUGGCCGUCGGCAGCAAUGACUUCUACAUCUCGGUCUACUCGGUGGAGAAGAGGAUCAGAUGACGGCGCCCGGCGCGGCCGGAGCGGCUCCGGGGCCUCCCUGUACAUAGAGAAAUCAUCGACUUGAAUGUUUCGUGUUGGCUGCUGCUGCACCCCAUAACUUGAACAUUUGUUCUUCUGACUUAGCUACUGAUGGGUUUGACAAGGGGAAGAGACAAUCUCCUGGUUUGGUUUGGUUUUGUUUUCCAGCUAUAUCCUCCAAAAGCUACAGAAAAGGAACAUUUCUUUUUGUUUCCAGUGGUUGGCUUCUCUGUCAGGAACACGGCUCCUGAGCUCGGAAGGACUUGGAUGAGGCAACGCCCUUGAGAAGGGUCUUGUUUUAGUCUUUGUUCCGUGUUUUACUGGAGUGUGGGUUCUUCAAGGACUGUCAGGACUCACCUACAGCUCCACGGGACCCUCCAGCUGCUGUGCCAAACGCAGUUCUGGGACAGGGCAGCGCAGGAUGUACCUGCCAGGGAGGCAGGGCAGCACAUCCUCUGCAUGAACCUCCUCCUCCUCUUCCUCCUCCUCCUCCUCCUCCUCCCUGCAGCAAGGACAGCCGGGGAUCCUGCAGGAAGGGGCUCAGGGAGAUGGCAAGAGCAGGACAGUAAAGCUGCGUGUGAGGAAGAUGAGGGAAGGAAGGGAAUGAAGAUCUCCAUCCUCCCAACAAGCCUGGAGCGAGUCACCGGUGCCACCACGUUCCACCCGAGCCCACGGUGCCGGUGGCGAGCCGGGGGCUCCUGAGCCGCUGUCCCUGUGCCACGGGGAGCUCCACAGGCACAGCUCUGUGUCCUGGGCUCUGUGUGCUCCCCACGGCUGCUCUGCACACAGCCGAGGGCAGGAUUUGGCCCCUUGGGGCUGCACACCACGGCUGCCCCUUUGGAAAUGAGCGUGGAAGCACCUGGGCACCGAGAAUCACCGAGGAGGAGGAGGAGGAGGAGGGAGGCAGUCACUGCUCGGUGCCCUCACCCCAGCUGUCCAGGCAAGGCCUGCUCCGUCUUCCACACCUUCCACGUCCAAAUAACGAAUGUUUUGUCCCUUGGGAUCCGUGCUGGGGCUGGGGCUGGGGCUGGGAAGGGAGAGCACAGCCAAAGGUUUCCUUGCAGAGGUGCAGAACUCGCUGCGGGGCCAGGAAUUCCCAGUGCUUCCCAGUCCCAGGGGAUCUGCAGGCUCCCAGCAAGCAGAUCCUGGAGGGAAUGGGGUGAGGGAAGGGCUCAGCACCCCUCUGUCCCUGUGCUGACACCUCUGUCCCAUGCCCAGUGCUGCUGCUGGCCCUGGCACCGUGCCCGUGUGUCCUGGGGCACCGGGACCACACCAGGGACGGGUCCUGUGGCCACCCCGAGGUGCCACAGGCAGGUGGGGGCUCUGGCCGGGGAGAGGUCCCCAAGCCACGGCGGUGGAGCCGAGGUCGGGUGUCCCCGAGCACCGUCCCUGUCAGGGAGGCCGAGGGCCACAUCCCAGGAUAAUGAAUCAAAGGCUUUAAACCUAAAAACUACCUGAAAAUCCACUUUUAAAUUACCCAAAGUUAAUUAUGGUCUUAACAGAGCUGUGCCUCUUCCCGACCUGCUCCCGGGCUGUCCGUGGGGCUGGAGCCACAGUUUGGGAUCUCACGUAACCCGUUAACAUUCACAGCUUCAAAAACAAUGGAUUUUUAACUCCUAUCAGUGUAUUUGUGAAAGGAACAGGACAUUCCUGGCCUGGUGGGAGCCGCUGCUCCUGCCCGGCUCCGCUGCAGCCGGAUUUAAGGAAUUUUAAGGAAUUGGGGCUGUUGGGUUUUUACCUGAGUGUGUGUGGGCUGUGCUUCCACAGGUCUGAUGCACAGAUGUAAUCAUGGGAUCACAGAGUUUAACCAAGGAUCUGAAGAGCGUCCUAUCUUAAAAGUUCACUUAUCUCUAUUUAUUUUACAAAAAUAAAGUUUAAAAAAAUAUAUAUAAAAACCCCCACACGAUUGUAAUGUGAGAGUAAAGCGAUUACAGACAAAUAAAUGGUUAAUAAAAAAUAAA